Molecule: messenger RNA, 3943 nt
Organism: Notolabrus celidotus (New Zealand spotty)
Lineage: Eukaryota; Metazoa; Chordata; Actinopteri; Labriformes; Labridae
Product: receptor activity-modifying protein 3-like
Exons: 4
Coding region: 245-745 (166 amino acids)
Biological process (GO): calcium ion transport; intracellular protein transport; protein localization to plasma membrane
Cellular component (GO): membrane; cell surface; signaling receptor complex
Molecular function (GO): coreceptor activity
Source: RefSeq, a predicted model, not a curated record
GCGGGGCAGUGUGCGUGGUCCUGACGCGACCAUCUCGAGAGGAGGCUGAAAUUUCGCUCUUGAAUCAGGUUUUUCUCUCUCCGUGUUUCAAUCUGAAUCGAUCUCUCGUUUUCUUUGGACUCUUCGUGAUUCGGACUCUGGACUCUAACAUCUGGGAUUAUUUGUAUGAUGGUUCGCUUUAAAUGCUCGUUUUUCCGGAGCUGCAGCUGAUCUUUGAUCCAGAGUCCGCCCGGAUCUCAGCGUGAUGGAUCCUCGAGAGUCCGCCGUCCUCAAACUUUUCAUUGUUGGCUUUCUGGUAAACGUCUUCAUGAUGAUGAGAGCUUCAACAGCUGCAGACAGUGUGAUGUUGGAGGCCCAGCCCCCCCCUCACAGGAAGCUGUGUAAUGAGUCUCGGCUUCAGUGGGAGGUGGAGGUGUGUGGAGACGACUUUAAGAGAGACAUGGACCACGUGGAUCCUCAGUACUGGUGCAACCUCACCCACUUCAUCAGCGAGUACCACCUGUUCACCCUGUGCACGGAGACAAAGUCCCAGGUGGUCCACUGUUUUUGGCCCAAUCCACUGGUAGAAAGCUACAUCAUCCGCAUACACAAGCACUUUUUCUCCAACUGCUCCAGCACGCUGGUGGAGUGGGUGGACCCGCCAGACGAGACGCUCACUGUCCUCAUCCUCGUCCCUGUCUUCCUCACGUUGGCCAUGAUUGCUCUGGUGGUUUGGCGCAGCAAGAGGAGUGAUCUGCUGGCUUAAAAAAAACCCUGAAAAAAGACAGUUGAAAGUUUUCAGGUGGUCAAGUUUCCCUUUCAUUUGAGCCAAAAACUCCCCAAACCUCAUGUUACAAUAACCAAAGUGCUGCCUGGCUUAUCUUUAAUAAAUUAAUAUAUGAUACGUAAUACUUCACAUUCUGAUGUUCUGUCUGUCAACAUGGUGUGACUGUGCUUUUUGAAAAAUCUAAGGUGAUCACGAUUCAAAGACAAAAACUUGGGAAAAAUUAAAUAUUUGGUUUCAGUGGUUAUGCUGGGGCCAGAUUCAGGUUAGCUUAGCUUAGCAUAAAGAUUGUAAAAAAAAAAAAAAAACUCAAGCCACAGUCUGUUUGAAGGAAAAAAAACACCCAGCAACACCUCUGAAAUCACAGAGUAUUAUAUUGAUCACGUUUGUAUUGAUGAAAAACUGUUCCAGGUCAGUUUGGCUCUUUUUGGUCUCCAUGAGAUUUUUAGUAAACUGUUGAAAACCAGCAACUGCUUGACCCAGAGAUCAAACACAACUUCUUUUUUUAUAGUGUAUUGUCUGUAUGAAUUUAACAAACAAAAUUAACCAGUGAACUUAACAGCUGAUGCUCUCUGUCACAUUGUAGAAGAGCCUGGCUCUCUGUUUGCCCUUGUUUCCGGUCUUCAAGCUAAUCUAAGCCUAGCAGCAGCUGCUUAGGUAGCUGUUUGUCCUUGUUUUUCUUGUUUCCAGUCUUAAAGGUAAGCUAAGCUAAGCUAACCAGCAUCUGCCCGUGGCUUUUAUUCAGAGACAUAAGGGUGGAAAUAUAUCUCUGUUUGUCCUUUGAGGCUCAGACCAUAAAAAUCAUCUCUGGUUGGGAAACUUGACUAGUAGGACAAAAGAUCAAAUUCUUUGAGGUUCAUGGAGUCAGAGUGUUGACCUUUGACCUCAUGUCAGGGCACUGUGUCAUUGUUAAAAGCCAAAAGUUUCUCAGAGACAGAGACUGAGGACUCAUGUGUUUUGUAUUAUACCCUUAGACUGUGUUUGACGAGGAUACGAAAAGGAACCAAAAGUGGACUGGGUUUAGUUCCUGCAGGUUUUAUUUACGUGCCACACUGGAACAGAUACACAGGUGUUCAACCAAAGACCAGAACCACUCAAUGUGAAAUCAAAACCACAGGGAUUGAUUUAUACCUCUGUAACUUAUGAAAACAGUAAAUGUUCCCACCAGUGUUGUAGUACGUUGAUUUUCAGGACUCUUGACUUGACUGGGACUCAAGCACUGAUGACUCAGACUCGAACAUUGACUACAUUAGGACAGACAGAGAGGGAGAGGAGGGCUCUGACUUAUUUAUUGAUAAAGACUGUUUUAUUGUUUUUGUGAGGAACUAAUAAUUCAUUCAGUUUAGAGCAAAGGCUGGCAGGUAUGUUCACCUGCAUGCGUGUUCGCAUGCAGUUAUAUUCAACAGUUCCUGCCUGGACGCUUAAAGAGAUGCCAUGAAUCAAUGAGUUUUACUUUGAAUGAUUUUAGCCUCAAAUGCAGCCAGAGUUGAGCAACAUGUUAGUUAUGUAAAAUAACCAUUGAGGACAAGACCAGACAAACUCAAACUUUAACAGACGUCUAUCCAGGAUGAAACCAGAAAAGUCAGAGAGAUGUUGAAUUUACUUGUCUAUUGAUUUCGCUACUGUUAGCAAGCUAAUGGUGACAUACCUACAGUGGUGGACAGUAACAGAGUAAAUUCACUUGAGUAGAGUACUUAAGUACAUCUUUUCAGUAUCUGUACUUUACUUGAGUAUUAUAUUUUGGGGAAACUGCAUUUCUAUCAGUGCUCUAGUUACUCACUACUUUUGCUUUGAAGUCAGCUCAUGAAUUUUCUUCUCUUUUUUGAAAUCUGAUCCUUAAGACAGUAAAAUGUGUUUGUGUAGUUCUGUUUGUCUCUGUGGUUUAGUCGUACCUGUAUAUCGUGCGUCUCCACGGUUAAACGUGGACCAAACACAGAGCAGAUUUCACUCAGAUCAGGAAGUUCAUUUGGAGGUGAUAAUGAUUUCUAUAAUUCUCCACCUGAACACCCAUGGCCAUAUCUUCAGCCCGUGUUAGAGGUUUUUGAAAUGCAGAAUGAUACAUACGUACGUAUCGUUUGAAAUGUUCUCUCUGUUUCCCACUCUGCCCAAACAUACAAAUAUUCACUGUCUAACCUGGGAAAGCGUGUUGAGCUACGUAUCAUUUGUUUAACUCCAGAUGAACAUUUUAAACUAAGUUGCCUGUGCUUGGAGAAACUUAGUGUCUCUUUUUAUUCCACGGUUAUAGAUUUCAAGUAAUGAUUUCUACAUAAACACAGUGUAACAGAAUGCACUCCUAUGUAUUCUUGACUGCACUUAGGUAUUGUGAAAAUACAAAGUUUUAAGAUUUUUUAAGAAGUACUUUGAAUACUUAAGUAUUUUCAAAAGCAAGUACUUCAGUGUCUAACUCAAGUAAUAAUCUGACAGAGCAACUUUCACAUGUAUUGGAGUAAUAUUUGACAUGGAGGAUCUAUAGUUUGACUCAAGUAAUGAAGCUGUGUACUUUGUCCAACACUGAAUACCUAUCUAAAGUGACUCAACCCGUGUGUCCAAGAUGUUUGGUUGGUUAAAUUCUGAGUAAUAGCAAGUGGGCUGCAGGUAUUUUUGAGUUUAUUCGACCCCUGCAGAGAUCUGACUGCAGUCCACUGCAUCUCCACAUUUAGAGAAGAGCAGUGCACGUUAAUGCAUGGCACACAACACUGUAACUUCAUUGAUCAUCUGCAGAUGCACUGAGAGGAUCAGUCUGAAUCUACUGUUAUUAAAUGAAAUGUUUUACACACAGUCAGUCCAGGUUAAUACAGUUAAUCCAGGUUCAGACUGCCAAUAGCAGCCUUCUUUGUAAUGAAUAAUAUCAAAUAUUGGGACUUGACUGGGACUACACACUGAGUUUUUUAAUCUGAUGACUUUGACUAGACUUGAACGCUGAGGACUCGAGGCCCGACUUGGACUCUGGUUUUGGUGACUUGAGUACAACACUGGUUAACACCAAGGUCUGUCUCAGGACAGAUCUGCUGUUUCAAACCAUAAAAACACUGCAGACCUGAGAUACUCAUUUUGUGUUCAUCAUCAGGAAUUAUUCAGACUGAAACAAUCUGUUUUUUAUUUUCUCCCAAAGUUUGAAUCAUUGUUCUGUUUGUGAAACACUGAAACUGAAAGUUCAUCCAUUAAAACAUUUAAAUUAAA